CAGGAAGUAGCUACAGGGGUUGCUCGCUGAUGUUUUUUUUACGUCUAGAUUCAUUCAAUGCAUUUCUUCUUUCACGGGAUCACGUAUAACAAACAUCUUGUUUCCAAAAGACCGUCACAUGACGGGGGCUGGUCUAAAUUCUAACAAGGAAGCUGCUCACGGUUGAGAACAGAGAAGUAGCAGCGAGCACAUAAAUUUGUCCACAAGUCAGUGGUCCACAAAGAUGAUUUAUUUACUUGUAUUGUUAGUAUGCGUAUCGGUGUGUCCAGUUCAGGCGUUGGACAAUGGUCUCGCCCUGACGCCCACAAUGGGAUGGUUGCACUGGGAGAGAUUCUUGUGCAACACUGACUGUGAAAAUGAUCCUGACAACUGCAUAAGGGAGAAGCUCUACAUGCAGAUGGCAGAUGCGAUGGUGGCGGAGGGCUGGCUGGAGGCCGGCUACGAGUACGUGUGCAUAGACGACUGCUGGCCCCACCACCAGCGCGACGCCCAGGGACGCCUGCAGGCCGACCCCAAGAGGUUCCCCAGCGGCAUCAAGAAGCUGGCCGACUACAUCCAUUCCAAGGGAUUGAAGUUCGGAAUCUAUGGAGACGUGGGUUCCAUGACGUGUGCUGGCUAUCCUGGUAGUCUGGGCUUCUAUGAACAAGACGCCAAAACCUUCGCAGAAUGGGGUGUGGAUUUGUUGAAGUUUGACGGCUGCUAUAUGAACGACAUGGAUAUGCUUGAAGCAGGUUAUAAGAACAUGUCCAAGGCUUUGAACCAAACGGGGAGGAGCAUUUUGUACUCUUGUGAGUGGCCAUUGUAUGAGUGGCCACAUCGUCAGCCAAACUACACAGCCAUAAGGCAAACCUGCAACCACUGGAGGAAUUAUAAUGACGUGUACGACUCCUGGAGCAGCAUCCAGAGCAUCGUAGACUGGACCGCCACUCACCAGAAGAUACUGGUCCCGGUCGCAGGCCCAGGAGGGUGGAAUGACCCAGACAUGCUGGUCCUUGGGAACUUCGGCCUGACCCACGACCAGCAGCAGUCUCAGAUGGCCCUGUGGGCGAUCAUGGCCGCCCCGCUGCUCAUGUCCAAUGACCUGCGGGACAUGUGCCCCAAGUCCAAGGCCCUGCUGCAGAACCGCAGGAUCAUCGCCAUCAGCCAGGACCCGCUGGGACAGCAGGGCUACCAGGUUGGAAAGGCGUUUGGCUUUGACCUGUGGGAGAGGCCGCUGUCCGGUCCGUCCUUGGCCGUGGCUGUUGUCAACCGGCAGGAGUUGGGCGGCCCGAGGGCGUUCCCCUUGGCCAUAGCGACUCUGCCCAGCUGGCAGGUGUGUGACCCCAAGUGCAACGUCACCCAGAUCCUGCCCACAUACCAGGAGCUGGGGGUGCUCGCUCUCGACGGCAAGCUGGUGUUCAAGAUUAACCCCUCGGGCACCGCUCUGGCAACCCUCACUCGCAUCAAGUGAACUUGGAAGGGAGACGUGGGAUCAUGCGUAAGGGCGUGAAGACACAAAAGCACUUUAUAAUGGAGAUUUUAAUCUGCGUUUAUGAGGGACUGAUUCUAUUGCACUGCUACCUUGCUUCACCCAAUGAGCACAUUAUGAUGAAUAUGCCAAUAGAUGUGUGAGGAUUUUCUUGAAUGUGUUUUUUAAGUCUAUCAAAGACGAGCAAAAGUACAUGGUGAAAGAGUUUCUGAAUCUCACAAGUCAGCUUUUCACAGUAUUCAAUUCUGAUGGAAAAAAAAACUUUUCUCCUGGUUGGUUGUGACUUGACAUUCAAUAACCAAUUUUUGCCGCAUCACUGUAGAAAAUUCUUGGUUAAAACGGAAAUUCAUGUCACACUGAAUGCAGCCAUUUUAGCAGUUGGCUGAAUUUCAUUGUGUGUAGCGACACUGGGUUUUUAGACUUGACAAAGGGAGUUACUUUUUGUGACAAUUGUUUUAUUUCAGGUUUAAAUGAAGGGAAAAUGAUUUAAGUUUAAAUUAUGCCAUUGCUGGUCCAUUUUUGUACUGAUGUGAUCUGCGGAAUAAAAUUCUGAAUUUUAA
Molecule: messenger RNA, 2028 nt
Organism: Engraulis encrasicolus (European anchovy)
Lineage: Eukaryota; Metazoa; Chordata; Actinopteri; Clupeiformes; Engraulidae
Gene: gla
Product: galactosidase, alpha
Exons: 7
Coding region: 224-1450 (408 amino acids)
Biological process (GO): oligosaccharide metabolic process; glycoside catabolic process
Cellular component (GO): cytoplasm
Molecular function (GO): alpha-galactosidase activity
Source: RefSeq, a predicted model, not a curated record